AUGUCACCAGCUUUGGAACACGGAAGUACUGUAGAUUAUGGGAUGAAGCUCUCAUCACUGAUGUCCGCACCCAUGAUUAAUGAUGUGCCUACACUGGACAAACUCACUGCUCUUGAACUCAAUUGCUUAAUCUUGCAUGAACUGUCACCACGAAAAGAUGAUGCAGAGAUUAAUGUCACAGAGCUACAGGUCCCAUUACAUAAAAUUCGCUAUCGGGACGACAGACUUCACAGAAAGUUUGCCACUACACGCGAAAAUGACCUGGCUCACCUGUAUGACAAAGAUGAAUGCCGGUGGAACUGGCCGCUCCCGAAAUCACACCAUGAUAAUGUUGAGCAGUGGCUGCUCCCUAGUUAUGGGAGUCUUGGAGAUUGGCGGGAGGAGAGUGCCAUGGCAGAUGUGGAGUCUGGAAGUGGAGAAGAUGGCGACUCAAACUCAGAUACACCCUCACCACUGUUCAAAGGAGUUUUUGCGAUGUUCUUCAAUGUUUUAUGUUUUGCGCUCACCCAGAAGGUGUCAAAGAUUGUACAGGAGACCAACCCAGUCCCACACCUGUGGAGUGCAGGAAACUCUACAUGCCCUGUGAAAGAUGAAGAAGUUUCACGAAAGCCUGACCUGGCAUUAUUGGAUGAUGUUGAAGCUCAAUGGGACACAAUCAAGGCAGUUUGCGAGCUGACAUCACGACCAUACUCAGCUAUGGGCACAAUAGGAAAUACACUGGACAACAAGGUGUUCCUUCUCUUCAGAUGA
Suillus bovinus is the source of this 750-nucleotide messenger RNA. RefSeq lists its product as uncharacterized. Bases 1 to 750 code for a protein of 249 amino acids. The record is from RefSeq and is a predicted model, not a curated record. The transcript is spliced from 3 exons. NCBI's taxonomy places the organism in Eukaryota, Fungi, Basidiomycota, Agaricomycetes, Boletales, Suillaceae.